AUGAGCGAGGCGCGGCUGCGGGCCGGGCGCGGCCCCGGCGGGGCGCGGGACCCCCAGGAUAAGGAGUCAGAGUCUGAGAACAAGCUGGAUGGAGAGACAGCAUCAGACAGCGAAAGCAAAUCUGAGUUUGGGGGUUCAUCCCCAGUGCCGACCUCGGAUGACACCCCAGAAGUGCUGAACAGGGCCCUCUCCAACCUGUCCUCGAGAUGGAAGAAUUGGUGGGUGAGAGGCAUCCUCACGCUGGCAAUGAUCACCUUCUUCUUCAUCAUCAUCUACCUGGGCCCCAUGGUCUUGAUGACAAUAGUGAUGUGUGUCCAGAUCAAAUGUUUCCACGAGAUCAUCACCAUUGGCUAUAACGUGUACCACUCCUAUGACCUGCCCUGGUUCAGAACGCUCAGCUGGUACUUCCUGCUGUGUGUGAACUAUUUCUUCUAUGGCGAGACAGUGACAGAUUAUUUCUUCACCCUGGUGCAGAGGGAGGAGCCCCUGAGGAUCCUCAGCAAAUACCAUCGCUUCAUUUCCUUCGCCCUCUACCUGACAGGUUUCUGCAUGUUUGUCUUGAGUCUCGUGAAGAAACACUAUCGCCUCCAGUUCUAUAUGUUUGGCUGGACCCACGUGACGUUGCUGAUUGUUGUUACCCAGUCCCACCUCAUCAUCCACAACCUGUUUGAAGGAAUGAUCUGGUUCAUUGUCCCCAUCUCCUGUGUGAUCUGCAAUGACAUCAUGGCUUACAUGUUCGGGUUCUUCUUUGGCCGCACGCCACUCAUCAAGCUCUCCCCAAAGAAGACCUGGGAGGGUUUUAUUGGAGGAUUUUUUUCCACCGUUCUGUUUGGAUUGCUGCUGUCCUACGUGAUGUCUGGGUACCGCUGCUUCACCUGCCCUGUGGAGUUCAACAACGACACCAACAGCUUCACUGUGGACUGUGAGCCCUCAGAGCUGUUCCAGCUGCAGGAGUACAACAUCCCCGUGGUGCUGCAGUCUGUGGUGGGCUGGAAGACUGUGCGGAUGUACCCCUUCCAAAUCCACAGCAUUGCCCUCUCCACCUUCGCCUCCCUCAUUGGGCCCUUCGGGGGCUUCUUUGCCAGCGGCUUUAAGAGGGCCUUCAAAAUCAAGGACUUUGCCAACACCAUCCCAGGGCACGGGGGGAUCAUGGAUCGCUUCGACUGCCAGUACCUGAUGGCCACCUUUGUCAAUGUGUACAUUGCCAGCUUCAUCAGAGGCCCCAACCCAAGCAAACUGAUCCAGCAGUUCCUGACCCUGAGGCCAGACCAGCAGCUCCACAUCUUCAACACGCUCAAAGCACACCUGGUGGACAGGGGAAUUCUGGCGAGCCUGGAGGAUGCAUAAGACAGGAGGUGGUUGGAACAGGACUGAGAACAGACAGGCCUCCUCCAGGGAAUUCCUGGCUUGCCCGAUUUAAGACAAUAACAUGGCCUCAUUUCACUGUAACUUUUCUUCCUUUCUUGGUAAAUGUUUGCAUUUGUGGUUUAUUUUUUUAAAUAAUAUAUUUAUGGAGCUUUGGCUCAAAUAAGCAAAUCUUGGGUUUGUAGCUGAGAAGGAGUUAAGGCUUGGAAGGGUUGAGUGGAGUAGGAGGGUGUGGCUAUUCUGGUGGACUGUUCUGGACCCGUGGGGAGUGUGGGCAGAGCUGAGCUUUCCCUGAGAGUGGGUUUGGCAGGGCAUGCAGAGCCUGGCAGGGGAGGGGGGCUGAGCUGUCCCCUGGCUCUGGGAGCAUUCUCCUCUCCAGGGGCAGCUGGGGGUGCAGUGGGAAUUGUCCCAGCAGUUCCUGCUUGUGGGAAUCCCCUUGCACAAGGAAGAUCUUGUACUAACCCAGCCCCAUUUCCUCUGCCCAGCCCUGUACCUGCAGCUGCUCUCACCUGCUGCUUAAGCAGUGCUUCUCACAUUCCCUCCCUCCCUGAUUUGGCAAAUCAGAUUUUUGUAACCAAUCAAACCAGAAACACACUGGGGAUGAGGAGUCAAGGAAGUGGCAGUUGUGUGUGGGAAUGUGGGAGGUUCAGAUUCCUCCAAAACUGGUGCAAGUAAAUAAGUUUUAAAGAACAUUGAAGUUUAAUUGAACAAUUCCUGCCAAGUGAGAACAAACUUUUAAAUCACUUGGUUUGUUUUCGCCCAUUAAAUAACCUUUAAAAACCACACUUCUUCAUUUCUCCAAGGUUGGAAACCCCACACUGGGAUAUUUGAAGUAACCUGGGGAGCAGUUUCUAGCCAGUUUUGUUGCUGGGUGGGCUCCAGCUGUAGCUGGGGGUUUUGUUUUCUUUCAGGAAUCAUGUCUGUUCCUUACUUGAGUUGUAGAAGUCAUGCUGCUGAGUUUACCACAGUCUGUGUUGCAUUUCAGUCUGGCUUCAUUUCUCUGCAGACUUCUGUCCUGCUUUUCUCACUGAAUCUUGUCAGAAAUAGUUCGUACUUUAUAGCUGCAAGUUUUAUUGAAGUCCUUUCCUUUAUUUUGUCAUACUUUUUUAUUAUUUAAAAGCAAGAGCCCUAAAGAUUGAAAAACUUUCCUUAUUUUUUUUUUGUGGUCAGAUAGUGAAAAUAUCCCCAUUUACACCUCAUGCAAUGUUCCCAAACAUGAGGUGAAUCUAAUUUUCCUUCUUUCCGUAGUUUGUGCACGGGAGAGAGAAACUUUACCUUAUUUUAACCUGGGGAAUGAGUAACAGGGAGAGCUCAUACAGAAGUACACUGGUGUUUUCAAGCAGUUGCUGCCACAAGCCUUUAGCCACAGACCCCCCACGUUAGCUCUGCACCUGCUGCAUGCUGGCUUGGCAUCAACAGACAAUAAACCACCUGAAAAUGCCCCAAAUUCAGAGCUUUUACUGCAUAUUCUGAUUAUGCCACUGCUUCCAUGUACCCUGAGUGUGUGUAAAUACACAGCACAGGUCCCAAACUCUCUCCUUCAUUUCUGUAGGACUGUGGUGGGCUCUGCUCUGCCUCCCUGAGCAGGAGCUGAGGUUUGUGCUCCAAAUGCAGGUGUUUGAUGGAAAACACAGGCUGCAGACAAGGCUCUGUUCUUACAAAGUAUUCUCAAAUGGUGCUGGCAACGUUCUGCACUGAGUCAGUUCAGGACUGGGUUUGGUGUUCAUACAGAUUUUUCCUGGUUCUGGAAACUGUUCCUUUCCAGCUUGAAUUAGGGAGGGUUUUUUUUUUUUUUUUUUCUGUCGAUGGAACAAAGUUUGGUCCAAGCCCCUGACACAAAAACUCUCGGGGAGAAUUGAGAUGCUUCCAUCUGGCAUUGCCCAGGGACAACAUUUGGGUUGUGUUUAAUGAGGGCUUGCUUGAGUUCAGGGAGGCACAGUGGGGCCCCUGCCACAAGCACCCAUGGGAGCAGGGUGGAAGUGCUUUGCCCUGGGGGCUAUACCAGCUGGUUCUGUUCUGAAUUCUCCCUGCCCAUUGCCAAAAUCCUUUCUUGUGGCAGUUGGGCCACAGGCAGAAGUGACAAUGUUGAUAAAUAUUACAAAGGUGUGCUCUGUUCAUAGCGAGAAAUUUCUUUGGUGGGUCUGUAGUCUCCUGCUUUAAACCUUCUGUUCCUCUUCUGUUGUCAUCAGUAGGGCAAAGCUUUGCUGCAGGCUCUGGUUUGGGGCAGGUCUGGGCCUUUCCCGAGGAUGUCAAUGCUGGAUGUGGGCACUGGAGGGCAAAGCAGUUCCACGGAGUAGCUGCAGGAGAAGCAGCAGCAGCUCUGCCUGUGGGUGGCUUCCCUGGUCAGAAAUUCCCAGACAAGGCCCUGAUCAGCUUUAUUCCUGCUUCCUCCCUUCCAAACCUGGGCCUGCUUCUCACAGGGAAAGCUGCCUGGGACGGGUUUCCUGCAUGGAAAAAAACCCCCUUAAAAUUCAUUAAAGUGAGUGGGAACAGGGGUGCAGGGAGGAGGAAGGGAGGGAGGUGGAGGUGGUCGAGAUUGUUUGCAAGUUGUGCACCUGCACUCAUGGGAUCAGGAGUUGGAUCCUGGGUUUGGGUUGGAGGGGGCCUUAAGGUCUUGUUCCACCUCCUCUCCCAUGGGCAGGGAAUGUCUCCUCCAAGUCUGAUCCUGAGCACUACCAGGGACAGGGAGGUUGUGACUCCCUGGGCAAAGAUGAAAAGCUGCUGUUCCUGCCUUUGGCUAUUUCUGGGGGUGGAGCUGAUGUGCAGUAGUAACACAUGUGGCCCUGCAGGGCCCUGGUGAUGCUGCAGCUCUUGAGGAUUGUGGAGGGGCCAGAGUGACCCCAGGGAUGCAGGGAAGUUCUGCAGCUGCAGGGCUCAAGCUCAGCAUGGCACAAGAAAAAUGGUUCCCAGUGGGCUCCUACAGCAGGGAAGCUCCAAAGGGAAGGGGAGGUGGUGCCAGCUGGGAUUGGUGUGUGACAGGAGGGAUUUGUCUGGUGUGAAGGUCACAGGCUGGUGUGGGAGCCACCUCUGCACCAGGGUCACUGGCCAGGCAGCCAGGAAGGUGGGAUAUCCAUGGGGAUGGCCCUGGGCAGCUGCUGGGGUGUGCUGGGCAGGACACUGGACAUCCCCAGCGUUUGUUUUUUAGGGGCUGCUUAGGUUUGGACAUGGGUUUGACCCAAAGCUGAGCUGCACCUGUGGACACCUGUGUUGGGAAUUUGCUUUUCUCUGCCUGCUUCGAGCCCAGGUGAGAGGCAGGAGGGGAAGCACCAGACCUGGUUUCUGCAGCCAUGCUGUGGGAUCAGCCUGGUUAAACAGAAUUCCCAGGGUUAAACCCACAUUCCCUGGGCUCAGCAGUGCCCCUGAGCUGAGGGGCAGCUCUCAUGUGGUUUGUGGAGCUGGGAUCCUGCAGCAAAAGCCCCCAAAACCUGGCUGUGGAAUCCCAGUGUCACAUUCCAAGGAAUGUCACAUUCCAGGGAAUGUCCCCUGUGUGCAGGGAGCCCCUCAAGUUUGGCUGUGGGGGGGUCUUGCCUUCUCUCCCUUCCCCCUCAGUGGGGUGGGAGCAGGGCAGGGCUGUGUGGGCCCAUCCAGCCCCUCCUGGGGACAGCUCAGUCCCAAAAGCAGCACAUGGAAGUCCCAAGGUGGCAGCUCUGUGCUCCUGUGCGAUCCCUGUUCUCACCAUAGGCUUCUUUCUCUGUGCAUUGUUAUUUUGAUUCCAGUUUUAGCUACACAACGUAGAGUUGCCUCUCUUUGAAUGUUCAAAUGUGAAAUAUUGUAUAUUUUAAAGUAU
Molecule: messenger RNA, 5152 nt
Organism: Cinclus cinclus
Lineage: Eukaryota; Metazoa; Chordata; Aves; Passeriformes; Cinclidae
Gene: CDS2
Product: CDP-diacylglycerol synthase 2
Exons: 13
Coding region: 1-1347 (448 amino acids)
Cellular component (GO): endoplasmic reticulum membrane
Molecular function (GO): phosphatidate cytidylyltransferase activity
Source: RefSeq, a predicted model, not a curated record